Cicer arietinum (chickpea) is the source of this 837-nucleotide messenger RNA. Its product is annotated as protein translation factor SUI1 homolog. Gene Ontology annotation, molecular function: translation initiation factor activity. Lineage: Eukaryota; Viridiplantae; Streptophyta; Magnoliopsida; Fabales; Fabaceae. Gene Ontology annotation, biological process: translational initiation. The record is from RefSeq and is a predicted model, not a curated record.
CCUAAUAGGAAUUAAAUCCAUAUAAAGAAAAUUAGAAUCAUUACUAAAUAAGCAAAUAAAUAUCAAGAAAAUUAGAAUUGUAACAAAGCUGUGUGGUUGAGAGAAUUUAUCUCGAAUCCGAUCCUCCCUAUAAAUACAUAUAAAAAAUAAACUUGAUCCAGUUUUCGUUCUCAAUUUUCUCUCACAUUCACCGCGAUCUUUUUCACUCGUUCUUUCAUCCUUUUCCAUCUCCCUCUCCGCAACACUCAGUGGUUGAUUUCAUCAAAAGGACCUCAUUCAUUACAAGUUACCAAGCGAAAAUUUCAUGUCUGAGUUUGACACAAACAUCCCAUCAACUUUUGAUCCCUUUGCUGAGGCAAAUGCUGAGGACUCAGGUGCCGGGACAAAAGAGUAUGUUCAUGUCCGCGUACAGCAGCGUAAUGGAAGGAAAAGCUUAACAACUGUUCAAGGGUUAAAGAAAGAGUACAGCUAUAGCAAGAUACUCAAAGACCUGAAGAAAGAAUUCUGCUGUAAUGGUACUGUUGUCGAGGACCCUGAGUUGGGCCAGGUUAUACAACUUCAGGGAGAUCAAAGGAAGAAUGUUUCUACUUUCCUUGUGCAAGCUGGCAUUGUAAAGAAGGAGAAUAUCAAGCUUCAUGGUUUCUAAGACUCUAAUCAACAGUGCAAUUUAGCUACAUGUUAAAUAUUUAGCAUGCAGACUAUAGUUCAAUAUUGGUAGCUUAUAAAUUUGAAUUCAAGAAAUCAAUUACAGCAACAUAUUGUAGUUAAGAGUUUUAAUGUCUGCUUCUAAGACAGUUAUCUUGAAUAAAUUUGUCAUAAUUUCUACCCUUCUGUGCC